Molecule: messenger RNA, 999 nt
Organism: Enterospora canceri
Lineage: Eukaryota; Fungi; Microsporidia; Enterocytozoonidae
Source: the annotation of a GenBank genome assembly
AUGAAUUACACAAAUGAAUUACAGAAGUACAGGGAAAGAAAGAAAAUGAGACACUCAAAGUAUCCUAUUGAUUGGAGACCUGACAAAAGUAAGCAGGCCAAAUACACUGAAUCACCAGUCUACAAGAAUGGGAAUAGAUUGAGAACGUAUCAAUUGGAAGGUGUGAAUUGGUUGAUUAAUCGUUGGUAUUGGAAGACAAGUUGCAUUAUGGCUGAUGAAAUGGGAUUGGGAAAGACUGUUCAAUCAGUAUGUUUUGUAGAUUGUUUAUCUACUGAAUUCCAAUACAACCACCCUGUGAUUGUGAUAGCACCAUUGAGUACUUUGGUGCAUUGGGAAAGAGAAUUCAAGGCAUGGACUGAUUUGAGGGUAUUGACGUAUCAUGGUACAGUAGCAGGAAGAGAGAUGUUGGCUGAAUAUGAAUUCACCAACAAGACAGGAAAUAUCAAUGUGAGACUAUUUGAUGUAAUACUGACGACGUAUGAGAUGGCAAUGAGUGGAAUGGAUCAUUUGAGUCAGUUUGAAUAUUCUGUAGGAAUAGUGGAUGAAGCACACAGACUUAAGAAUCCAAAAUCAAAGGCAGCAAGAAGUUUGAACAGUCUCAAAAUCAAUCAUAAGGUGUUAUUGACUGGAACACCAAUUCAAAACAACCUGAGUGAAUUAUGGGCGUUAUUCAACUUCAUGGACAGUAGCAAAUUCAGUUCACUGAGUGAUUUCUUAGAGGAAUACAAGUUGAAUGACAUCAAAGAUGUAGAGAAGUUACAAGAAUUAUUGAAACCAUUAAUGUUACGUAGAAUGAAGGAGGAUGUUGAGACUACGAUUCCACAGAAAGAAGAGACCAUUAUUGAGGUAGAAUUGACGAUAGCACAGAAAAGAUAUUACAGGGCAAUACUGGAGAAAAACUUUGAGUUUCUAGUUGAUUCAGCUAAGAAGAAUGUUCCUAAUUUGAUCAAUGCAAUGAUGGAGCUUAGGAAAUGCUGCAUUCAUCCGUAUUUAUUGAAA